GCGUCGCAGUCCGGCAGGGCAGGAUGAGCUCCCGGGCCGCCCCGCGGCUGCUGAGGCUCCAGCGACGCCUAGGACCCCAGGAGGGCAGCAGCAUGGAGCCUACGGACAGCCCACUGACCACCCAUGUGCUGGACACCGCCUCGGGGCUCCCAGCCAGAGGCCUCUGUCUCCGCUUGUCCUGGCUGGAGGACCACAGCCAGCAGUGGAUGGAGCUGAGGACAAGCUACACAGACCCAGAUGGCCGCUGCCCUGGACUCCUGAUGCCGGACCAGAUGAAGGCAGGCACCUACAAGCUCACCUUCGACACUGAGGGCUACUGGAGGAAGAGGGGGCAGGAAAGCUUCUACCCAUACGUGGAGGUUGUGUUCACCAUCACCAGCGACGCCCAGAAGUUCCACGUGCCCCUGCUGCUGAGCCCCUGGUCCUACACCACCUAUCGAGGGAGCUAGAGCGAAGACUGGCAGCAGGAGGCUGCCUGCCCUUUCCCGCACGCUGGCUGCACCCACCCAGCCCUCAGCAGAGUGGGCUUCAUGCUCAUCGGGGAGCACUGGUGUCACCAAUUCCUGGGGAAGUCUUGGCCCCCUGGAGAAUCCCACUGGGCGGCUGUGACUCAGGUGUCAAUAAAGUCAGUGCCAGCACCUGCAAA
Messenger RNA from Cercocebus atys (sooty mangabey), 646 nucleotides. Its product is annotated as 5-hydroxyisourate hydrolase-like. Lineage: Eukaryota; Metazoa; Chordata; Mammalia; Primates; Cercopithecidae. The transcript has 4 exons. Bases 24 to 449 code for a protein of 141 amino acids. The record is from RefSeq and is a predicted model, not a curated record. Gene Ontology annotation, molecular function: hydroxyisourate hydrolase activity. Gene Ontology annotation, biological process: purine nucleobase metabolic process.